This is a messenger RNA of Pseudocercospora fijiensis CIRAD86, 1537 nucleotides long. RefSeq lists its product as uncharacterized. The record is from RefSeq and is a predicted model, not a curated record. Lineage: Eukaryota; Fungi; Ascomycota; Dothideomycetes; Mycosphaerellales; Mycosphaerellaceae. The transcript has 2 exons. The coding region runs from base 73 to 822 and encodes 249 amino acids.
GUACCACCCACCCUCCAUUCCUUGUCCCCUUUGCAUAAUAUCACAACUCCAAUCUCCCCCAUCCCUCCCAACAUGGCCGAAGUGAAAAAAGCCCUCGUGGUCUUCGGCUCGGGCCCAGGAAUCGGCCGCAACGUCGCCGCCGUCUUCGCCGAAGGCGGCUUCUCCAAGAUCAUCCUGUUAUCUCGCGACAAAGCGCGCUUAUCCGAAGAUGUGAAGUUCGUGCAAGCAGCGGCUGAGGCGAAGGAGGUGAAACCUAGUGUCGAUGGAUUACCGAUUGAUCUUGCGGAUAUGGGGAAAGUGAGGGAGACGUUGACGAAUUUGGAUAUGUUGUUGGCGAGGUAUAGAUUGGAGGCUGUGUUGUACAAUGCGGCGAGGGUGGGGAAGAGUCAAGUUUUUGAGUUUUCCGCCGUGGAUAUGGAGACGGAUUAUCGGAUUGCUGUUGUGAGCUUGUAUAUGGUCGCCGGAUGGGCAUUGCCACAGCUUGAGAAGAUUGCUGCGAAAGAUCCGGAGUCGAAACCUACACUUUUGGUGACGAGUGGUGGACUACACAAAGAUCCUUUUCCGGCGUUUUUCAGUCUGGCCAAUGUCAAGGCCGCGCAGUAUAACCUUGUUCAUUCGUUAUACAAGGAGUACAAGCCGAAGAAUGUCCAUGUUGCGGCGAUCGUUGUUGAGGGUGAAGUCAAAGAUGAUGCGAAGGUUACUACAGCUCGGCAUAUCGCGGAAGAGGCAUGGAAGCUGUAUGAACAACCGCAAGGCGAAGGCGAUUUGGAUGUAGAGAUUCAGGAUCCUGAAUAUGCUGAGUUCAUUGAGAAGAACAGUUGAUGUGUGGUGGGCGGGUUUCUGUGGAGUUUAGGGAAUGACCAGUUGAUGAAUUAGAAAGGCCAGGAAUUAACCGGCUAUAUUGUACAAGACUACCUUCGAGAGCAGUGCAUGGUGCAUCUGGUUCCGCUCUUCUUUCUCUUUUAAUUGUAUCAGGGUAGGCUUCACUCGAUGCGUUUGAGUCCCUGACGGUUCGCAGUCUCGUGAGCGGGCCCAUCGUUGCCGGUGGUAAAGUUGAAUUGCAGAGGACAAGCUGGACUGCCGGCUUUGCAAAUGGCAUAACAAGCAGCAGCGUUAUUAAAUUCCCAGAUUAUUUUAGUGACUUGACGCUUGUCCAAGUCAAUGAAGUGUAUCUGAACGCCUCGCACGGGAGUCUCAUCAACAUAGAAUUGCUGCUGAAUCGUGGGUAUACAGCUUCUUCCUUGCCUUGUAGACAGUAAUGGUUUGUAGGACAAUAUCGUCCGCCACAUAUUCAUGGUGUCGGCCAACGAUCCAGGUUGCGUACAAUUUAUCAUCGGUCAGAUUGCGUACGAUCUAUCAUUUGUGAAAUCGGCGAAGCUUUCGUCUUAGCUCUCGGAGACUGUCGUAUCGUGAAUGGUGGGCGGUAGCAUGGAGCUCUAUCAUUUUGCCCACGGAAUAGGACCAUUGGAUUGCUCGUAGUCCUUGAUUAUCCGUUGUACCAGCUUCAGCAGAUCAGCAUGCACACUCGAGGGAGCAC